Molecule: messenger RNA, 495 nt
Organism: Acanthamoeba castellanii str. Neff
Lineage: Eukaryota; Discosea; Longamoebia; Acanthamoebidae
Product: glutathione peroxidase Hyr1, putative
Exons: 5
Coding region: 1-495 (164 amino acids)
Biological process (GO): response to oxidative stress
Molecular function (GO): glutathione peroxidase activity
Source: RefSeq, a predicted model, not a curated record
AUGUCGACCGCCAAAUCACUUCAUGAACUCACUGCCGAGGACAACCAGGGCCAGACCUUCGACUUCUCUCAAUUGAAGGGCAAGGUGGUGCUCAUCGUGAAUGUGGCCUCCAAGUGCGGCUUCACGCCUCAGUACAAGGAGCUGCAGGCCCUCUAUGAGAAGUACAAGGACCAAGGCCUUGAGAUUGUGGGCUUCCCCUGCAACCAGUUCGGCAGCCAGGAACCCGGCUCCGACGCCGAGAUCCAGGAGUUCUGCCAGAAGAACUAUGGCGUCAGCUUCCCGAUCAUGAAGAAGAUUCACGUCAACGGUGACGAAGUCCACCCGGUGUACGCCUUCCUCAAGAGCAGCAAGUCGGGCCUCCUCGGACUCAGUCGCAUCAAGUGGAACUUCGAGAAAUUUCUGGUUGACUCUGAGGGCGUUGUGGAGGAGAGGUAUUCGUCGCUCACCAAGCCUGAGUCACUCGAAUCAACCAUCGAGAAGCUGCUUCACAAGUAA